UUGGAAGCUAUCGAUAAGUGUCCAACCAAUGAAACUACGUGGUAAGCAAGCAGAAUAAUGGCAAAUAAACCAAAAGACGAGGAAAGCACAAAUGAUUGGGAUCAGAGCGAUGAAGAUGACAACUGGGAUGAUUGGGGCGAUGGCGAGGAAGAUGAGGAUAAGUUUGUACACAUUGAAAAAGAACAGGAACCUGAAAACAAAAAAACAACGAAAGAGAAACCAGAAACAAAUGCUAAAGCUCAGCCCGAGACAACAGCUGCUCCUCCUGCACCCACCUCUUCUUCUUCCUCCUCCACUGGCUGGGGCUUAUGGAGCGGCAAGUUGAGCUCUGUGCUGAGCACUGCUACCGAGGGCCUGGGCAACAUUACAACCCAAGUGAAUCAGGGACUUAAUCAGAUAAUUGGCGUACCCGAUCCCGAGGAACUGGCACGCAUAAAUGCAGCCGAGGAGGCAUCUAAGCCGAAGCCGGAACCGCCAAUCAGAGACGAAGAUUCGCCACAAACAGGUGCGGAAAAAUCCGACGCUGGAGGUGUACCUGCAUUUAAUCUUGGAUUGGUCACAACUAUCGGCUCGAAAGUCCUCAACACAGGCCUGGACACUCUCGAGGGCAUUGGCAAAAAGACAAUGACCAUAUUGCAAGAGAACGAUCCUAAGCUGAUGAACAAACGCAAAUUGCUAGGACUCGAGGCGAACAAACCCAAUUUGAGUGCCGUGCUGCUGGAAGCGAAAAAGGAUGCAGAUCAAAUGGAGCAGUCGCUGCAACAACUGCAAGCGGAGAAGCGUAAGGCACAGCUACGAUUCGAAGUGCUCUUUGAGAACUAUUGCGGCCUGAUGCACUACGAGGCUCUGGAAAUACUAUCAAAAGAGUCGCGACUCAAACUGGACACGCUGCGCGAUGCAGUUAGCGGGCAGGCGCUAAGCGAGCUGCAGGAAACUAUUGGCGAGGUCAAGGAGCUACUGGAACUAGAGGAUCUGGAAUGCGACAGCGAAGGCGACUAUACAGCUGAAGAACUUGGCGAGCGCUUGGCGGCCACGAUAGCUGACGCAGAGCUGGGUAUUAAGUUCGAAGAUGUCGCUAGUCAUUGGUCAGAAGCGCUGAAGUGGCUCAGCUCGGAAGAGGCAGCCGUUGCGGACCUGGAACAAGCCUAUGAGAAGAGCAUCAAUGCAUUGAGUGAAGCCAGUGCCCUGCAAAUGUGCAAACUGCACAAAAUCGCUGAACUGAUGCUGGUGAAGCCCCAUCACAGCACUGCCAACGAAGUGGAUGGCAUUGUGCAACUCUGCAAGCAAUUCAACGGACAUCUCCAGGGACUAACACAACGAUUCGCCGCGCAUCUAAGCAGCAAGAGCGAUGCCGCCGGCUCAGAAGAAUGCAAAGCGAGGGUCAACACCUACUUUAGCGAAAUGUUGUCCGCCGUAAAGUACAUAGAGCAGGCCUAUAAACUCUUUACGCCCAUAUUGCAAUUGGGCGCCGUCUAAUAAAAUGUUGUUAUAAUACCAUAUUAUAAAGAAUUAGCUAUCUAUUUGUCCUCAUCUUGUGUAAUGGCUUUUUGUUUUUAUAUAAAUAUGUAAUGAAUUAUUUUCGCUAUGUGAUACAUUA
Drosophila navojoa is the source of this 1597-nucleotide messenger RNA. Its product is annotated as protein FAM114A2. The record is from RefSeq and is a predicted model, not a curated record. Lineage: Eukaryota; Metazoa; Arthropoda; Insecta; Diptera; Drosophilidae.